This is a messenger RNA of Salmo salar (Atlantic salmon), 8079 nucleotides long. Its product is annotated as microtubule-associated serine/threonine-protein kinase 3. Gene Ontology annotation, molecular function: ATP binding; magnesium ion binding; protein binding. The record is from RefSeq and is a predicted model, not a curated record. Gene Ontology annotation, biological process: intracellular signal transduction; peptidyl-serine phosphorylation. Lineage: Eukaryota; Metazoa; Chordata; Actinopteri; Salmoniformes; Salmonidae.
AAAAGCGCUGUCGCUUCUCAGUUCUUCACUGGUGCGCUUUGGACUACCCACUUGACGCGCGCCUUUUCAGUAACGGAUUGUCUGUGCUGAGUUUGCUUUCCUUGACAUGUUGUGUUGACAGUGUUGGGACUAGUUAGCGAAGAUGUGCUGAAGCCACCGGUAAACGAUAGCUUGUUGACAGUUAUUUUUAGUUCCCGCCCGCCGCACGAUGAAAGAGAAACGGACCGCGAAAUCACCAGUGGUGCACUGUGACAAGUGAAGUGCAAGCAGCAGUCAACAGAGGUCCAUUUUGGAAGGAAUUGUAGAACGAUGAAGUCGAGGAGAGACAAACUGAAAAUCCCCUCCCUUACUUUAGAUUUGUCACCCACUUGCCAAAGCCCAACUCUACUGAGCCCAUGCAGCCCCUGCAGCCCCUUACAAACCCUACAUCCCUGGAGUUGCCGGAGCAGCAACAGGAAGAGUCUUGGCGUGGGGACACCGUCUCCCACUCUGUCACGCCCUCUCUCCCCACUCUCCGUCCACACCGCUGCCAGCAGUCCCCUAGACAGCCCUCGGAAUGUAUCCACCUGUGCCUCCCUCAACUUCGCAUUCGCUCGCAGAGCGGAAGGCAGAAGAUGGUCGCUGGCGUCCCUCCCUUCUUCCGGCUACGGAACCAAUCCCCCCAGCUCUACCGUCUCUUCCUCCUCCUCCUCCCAGGAACGCCUGCACCAGCUGCCCUACCAGCCCACUCAAGACCAACUCCACUUCCUGUUCAAGCACUUCCGCAGCUCGGAGAAUGUGGCCGACGAGGAAGUGCGACCCUCACCGUUCAUCCGCCCUCGCUCCCACAGCCUCAGCCCCGGAAGAACAAUGGGUUCAUUCGAUAAUGAGGUCGUCAUGAUGAACCAUGUUUACAAAGAACGUUUUCCUAAGGCCACAGUGCAGAUGGAGGAGCGCUUGCUGGAUAUCGUCACUGCCUGCUCCCCAGACAGCACCCUCCCACUGUCUGACGGCGUACUGGGCUUCAUCCAGCACCAGCUGGUGGAGCUGGUCCGAGACUGUCUGGACAAGUCCCACACGGGCCUGGUCACCUCGCGCUACUUUGUGGAGCUGCAGGAUAAACUGGAGAAGCUGCUCCAUGAGGCGUACGAUCGCUCGGAGAGCGAGGAGGUAUCCGUCAUCACCCAGCUGGUGAAGAAGAUUCUCAUCAUCAUAUCCCGACCGGCGAGGCUGCUUGAGUGCCUGGAAUUUGACCCGGAAGAGUUCUAUCAUCUGCUGGAGGCAGCCGAGGGUCAUGCCAAAGAGGGCCAGGGCAUCAAGACGGACAUUCCACGUUACAUCAUCAACCAACUGGGCUUGACUCGCGACCCCCUCGAAGAUAUGGUACAGCUUGAACAGUCUGCUCCGUCAAUGACAGUGAAAUUUGAUGUGGAGCAGAAUAAGUGUCCACAGACCCCAACGCGAAGGAAACCGCUGGAGAGUGACUUUGAAACCAUCAAGCUCAUCAGUAAUGGAGCUUAUGGGGCUGUGUACCUGGUCCGUCACAGAAACACCCGGCAGCGUUUCGCCAUGAAGAAGAUCAACCGGCAGAACCUAGUCCUGAGGAACCAGAUCCAGCAGGUGUUUGUGGAGCGGGACAUCCUGACCUUCGCCGAGAACCCCUUCGUGGUCUCCAUGUUUUGCUCCUUUGAGACACGACGCCACCUGUGCAUGGUGAUGGAGUAUGUGGAAGGUGGGGACUGUGCCAACCUGCUGAAGAACAUGGGCCCCCUUCCUGUGGACAUGACCCGGAUGUACUUUGCUGAGACUGUGCUGGCCUUAGAGUACCUUCACAACUACGGCAUCGUCCAUAGAGACCUCAAACCUGACAACUUGUUGAUCACCUCUAUGGGCCACAUCAAACUGACUGACUUUGGCCUAUCCAGAGUUGGCCUGAUGAACAUGACUACCAACCUGUAUGAGGGUCACAUGGAGAAAGACACCAGGGAGUUCAUCGACAAACAGGUGUGUGGCACCCCAGAGUACAUAGCCCCAGAGGUGAUACUGAGACAGGGCUAUGGGAAGCCAGUAGACUGGUGGGCCAUGGGAGUCAUCCUGUAUGAGUUCCUGGUUGGAUGUGUGCCCUUCUUUGGGGACACACCCGAGGAACUCUUUGGGCAGGUUGUCAGUGAUGACAUCACCUGGCCCGAUGGGGACGAAGCUUUACCUGCAGACGCCCAGGACAUGAUCACACGGCUGCUGAGGCAGAGCCCUCUGGAGCGCCUGGGGACAGGAGGAGCACCUGAGGUCAAACAACACCCAUUUUUCUUGCAUCUGGACUGGAACGGGCUACUGCGACAGAAAGCAGAAUUCAUCCCUCAACUGGAAGCGGAAGACGACACCAGCUACUUUGACACUCGCUCAGAGCGGUACCACCAUUUGGCCUCAGAUGAGGAUGAUGAAACCAACGAUGAAGAGUCUUCCCUGGAAAUCCGACAGUUCUCCUCCUGGUCCAACCGCUUAAGCAAGGUAUACAGCAGCACAGAACAUCUGGCCACGCCGUCCAACCUGAGCUUCUCAUCGGGCCACAGCGAGGACAAGGAGGGCUGGGAUGGAUGUUUCACGCCCUCCCCAGGAGGAGACAUCCACAGACAGGAACGCCAGCAUCAAGAUCGCAGGGGCAGCCUGCGCCCUCGGGCCUCGUCCAGUUCCUCCCAAUCUGAGAGGAGCGCCAGCCCCCUGGUGAUGAGCAGCACCCACAGUCUGGAGACCACGCCGCGCUUCGCCUUCUCCACAGACGAUGAAGCUGAGGUGGUUGUAUCAAACCUGCAUCGGAUUCGUAGCAACAGCACCGGAGCGAAACACUCUUCCCCCAAGGACCACGGGGCCUCCCGACGCUUUGGGAACCAGCUGGAGACGCCAGACAGACAGACACCAGACAGUCCGAGGCUUGGGGGCAAACUACCCAAGUGUGCUUCCGUCUCCGCCCUGUCUCUCGUCAUCACUGCAGACGACAUGCUCGGCGGCCUCCAGCCCAGCCCCAUCUUAACGCGCUCCCUCUCGUCCAACCCUUCAUCUCGCGACUCAUCCCCGAGCCGAGACCUGUCGCUUAGCCUCAGCAUCCUGGGGCCACCCAUCGUCAUCCACAGCUCGGGGAGGAAGUACGGCUUCACCAUGCAGGCCAUCCGCGUCUACAUGGGUGACAGCGACGUUUACACUGUGCACCACAUGGUCUCGAGUGUCGAAUAUGGCAGCCCAGCCCACGAGGCAGGACUGAGGGCCGGUGACCUCAUCACUCACGUGAAUGGAGAGUCGGUGCAAGGCCUGGUCCACACAGAGAUAAUGGAGCUGCUUCUGAAGAGUGGCGGCAAGGUGGCCCUUCAGACCACGGCACUGGAGAACACGUCAAUCAAGGUUGGGCCGGCUCGAAAGACCAGCCACAAGGGCAAAAUGGCAAGACGCAGCAAGAAAAGCAAGAGAAGGGACAAUCAGGACAGGCGGCGGAGCGUCCUGAAGAAGCUGUCCAAGCAAAGCACAGUGAUGCACAGCAGCCGAAGCUUCAACUCUGGACUGCAACACCACUCUGUGUCGUCCAGCGAGAGCCUGCCGGGCUCCCCCACACACAGCCUGUCCCCCGGCCCCUCCACCCCCUGUCGCAGCCCUGCCCCUGACCACCAGGCUGGAGACACCAACUCUCCACAGAGCACCUCUCCCAGCUCCCUGCACGGCCUGGCCUCCAAGCUGGGCACUCAGCGCUACACCAAGGUGGGUCGUCGCAAGUCCACCAGCAGCAUCCCCCCGUCCCCCCUGGCCUGCAACUCCUCCACCCAGCCCCUGUCACCCCAGCGCUCCCCCUCCCCCCUCUUUGGCAUCACCAAGACCUUCCACAGCAAGACUCUGUCCCCCCCCACCAUCGUCCGCCAUUGUUUGCGCCCCCGCAGUGCCGAGCCGCCCCACUCCCCCCUCCUCAAGAGGGUGCAGUCAGCAGAGAGGCUCUCGAGCGCCUACCACACCGACAAGAAGUCGUACCCCCACCGAAGGCACACAUUGGAGGUGCCUUUCCAGGACGAGGUGGAGGGAGUCUGUGGCAGAGGGGACCACGGGAGGCUGCUGGUGGGGUACGGGGGCUGCCAAAGGCUGAGGGACUGGGCGUCGGAACGCUCAGAGCAGCUGGUGGUGAUGAGGAAGCUCAACCUGUCGGAGCGCCGCGACUCCUUCAAGAAGCAGGAGGCGGUGCAGGAGGUGAGCUUUGAUGAGCCUGACAACCAGAAGACCAUCCCCACGGUCACCGCAACAACGCUAAAUGCCCCUGGAGGCAAUCGGGUCCCGCAGCGGGCGGCCUCCUGGACAUCUAUUUCCCAAACCAGCGAGGAGUUGACUGUGGUGAAACGUUUCAACGUGGUGCCUCAGAUUGCUGUGCAGGGCUUGACGGAGAGCGAGGACCAGGACGACUGGGAACCGUGCUCUGACGGAGAGGAGGACGACGGCGAGAGACAGGAGCCCAAAUAUACUGAUUCCAACACAGCAGCCGGGCAAGGAUGUCUCUCUCAUGGUAAAAUCUCCAGUAAGGCACCAGAAGUGACAGCUGCUUUGCACAAGGAAAGCCCUGCUUCGGAUCAGGUUGGUGAUACAGCAGUGGACUCUAGCCCCCAGAAAGGGAAGCUAAGGAAGUGACAUUUCCUUGACUCAUUUUAUAUAGCCAUUUCUUCCAAGGAAGCACCUUGAUACUCUCACUGCUGAAGGAAGGAAAUGUUUGGGCGAAAGAGUAUUUUGCCACAUUGAUUUUGUUUUGUAGAUUUCACUUGAUUCGGGACAUAGUUUUGUAAAUAUGUAACACCAGGAAAUAGACUGCACUUCAUUUCCUGGGGUUAUUUAUUACUUUUAAACUAAUAUGAUUUAUAAUGGGGCCAAAAAAGGAAGGUGUUCAAUUGAUAGUGACUAGCCAAGAUUAAGUCAUGUUUUGUAUUCAUAGAAAUAUUUAUUUUCUAUUGACAUGAUUUUUCUAGAAAUGUCUAUUUUUAAACAUGGUACAGAGUAGUUGAUAAUGGUACAAAUUUCACAGAAGUAAGUCGUUUUUGGAGAGGAAAGUGUUGACAUUUUUUCCGCAUUCAUAAAUUGAAAGUAGGAAUGUAAUAAUCUUAAUUUCUACAGAUUACCACAAUUUGAAAGUUGUUUUGAUUUAGGCUUGGAAACUGAGACUACAGUUUUGAAGUAUAUUUUGAAUUGUACAAAACUGUAGGGCAAUUCUUAUAUGAACUACUUAGGUCAGUUUUUAGUUGAUGUGAAGACUACUCACUAUUUGUUUGGUUUUUGUUUAAUUAAGCCAUAUCUUAUGAACUGAUGGCCCUUUUUGUUUGACGAAUUGAUGUUAUUUCCUUGUUGGCAGGCUUGGCAGUAGCAGGAAAAUGUAGUCCCCUUUACAAAUAUUGUUUAUAUUUCAAAGCAAUUUUAUGCAACGCGGAGGGUAUUUCUUUCAAUCUUAGCCACCAUAGAAAUGAAAGCAAGUGUUUCACAUGAAAUUCAGUAACUAGUUAGUUUUAAAACCUGCUAAUUACAUUGCACAAUAUUGUGUCAUAACCUCAUUGUCAUGUUCGUUCAUCCUGAUGUUGUUCUAUUGGGUUCAUGGUUCCGCUGUACUGAUUCUCAUGGCAACAGGGUUUUACCCCUUGGUUUUGACUUAAAUCAGUUGAACAUUGGUGUAGCAUGGCAAUUUGAACUUGCUGUCCAUGCUUAUACUACAAAAGCAUGAAACUUUGUUCUUAUCAAAUACUGUUACCUCAUCACUGUCACACAGGCACUUGUUGACAGGAUAUUGUUUUGAUAAGGCACAGAUAGUUUUGCUCUUAACCCUGUUUUAGGCUACAUCCAGGAAUACAGUUAUCCAGGUAACACCACCAAGCUAAAGAGAAACCGUUUAAGCUUUCACAGGAUCCGCUUGCAUAUUUUCAAUUAUCCUUGAUACAGCCUUUGACCUUAUCUACAUUUAUACAACGAGUGGGUCUAAUCCUGAAUGCUGGUUGGUUAAAAGUGCAUUCCAGACGGUGUCUAUUUCAUCUUGUGCUUUUGCAUUGAUGUUUACAUUGGGGUAAAGUGCACUAAGGAAAAUUACUAUUUUGACAGACAUUUUUUUUAUUUUACCGAUUUAAAUUAUUAUUAUUUUUUUUAUUAUAUGGAAGAGUCAAUAAUGAAGGAGCACCAAAUACCUUCAGUCAGACCCCAGGGCUUAGAUAUUAACAGAUGCUAGUUUUAUGUCUUUGUACUGUACAUGUAUAUAUUUUGAUAUCUGAGUCUAAUUCUGUAUGAAUUGUUAUUGUAUUAUUUGGAGUAUACCAAGCAACGUGAACAACCAUGGCUGACCUGUUGCACAAGCAACGUGAACGACCAUGGCUGACCUGUUGCACAAGCAACGUGAACGACCAUGGCUGACCUGUUGCACAAGCAACGUGAACGACCAUGGCUGACCUGUUGCACAAGCAACGUGAACGACCAUGGCUGUAAGAAUGGGCCUCUGAUGAAGCAAGGAUGAAGCUUGUGGGGAAUCACAUCAGUAUUGCAAUGCAUAUAAUACAAUGCAUAUAAUUAAUUAGCGGUGUUGAACACCAUCAUUUUGGCCCAUUUUAUACACCAAAGUAGUUUUGAAGGUUGAUAUUGUCAAAUGGUACUUCCUGUUAUUUAUCCCUCUUUAUAUAUCAAAAGAGGGGGGCUCUUUAGAAGUCUCAACAGAUCCUCAGACUAUAUUUUCAGACCAGAUGAACUGCUCAGAAGUCAGUGGUAGUGAAAUGAAGUUAUACCGAAGACUCACAAAGUCAGAGUUGUUUACAAUGAACAUGCUAUAUACACAAUUGAAACAAAUAGAAUUUUGGAAUCCUGUAUUUCUACAUAAUGAAACCAUUCUUUGAUACCAUGUACUGUGAAGCUAUUGUGUUAGUCUGCACAUUUCAACACUACAUCAUUUUACACAAGUACCUUUUUGAACUAAAUCUUCCUUAAACUGUUGUAUAGGAAUACUGUAGGAUGCAGUUAUUCUUGUUGGAUGCAUGCUGCAUGAGACAAGGACACGUAAUACUUGAUUGCAUGUAACUCUGGGUUUAUAAAGCCCAUGCUGUGGUUUUUAAUGUGUGUCUAAUAGCAUUGUGCGCUCAGUCAACUUUUGCACUUUCCUCUCACUCCUACUCAUCAUGCCCUGAACCAGAUGUGAUCAUAUACAAAUUUAAGCAAGGUUUGAAAUAAUUAUGUUUUAGUCAAAUAUUCUUGCGGUCAAUUUGCAUUUAACUAAUUAUUUGGAAUUAGAUUCCGACCCACCGACGAUCAGCUCAAAAAAAAAUCUGCCCGUGACUGCAAAAUUUGAUGAUCCCUGUCAUGAGGGAUGCAUGUGGUUCAAGGGCUGGGAGUGAGCUUAGAAGGUUUGGCUACACAUCAGUCUGAAAUGCUUUGUCUUUUGCAUUUAACCCUCAUUCUGACGCUUUGCCAUUUUGUCUAUCUAACACCUCUAUGCUCACUUAGAUGUAGACUAAGGGUACCUGUAUAUUGUAGCACACUUACAGGGUAAAAUGGAAGAACAUUUCCACAUUCAUUAUUUCUGUUUAAUUAUGUGAUUUUGUUAGCACUGUACCUCCACUAUUUCUAAUUUCCAUUUUAUGUGAAUAUGGAUAUACUGUAUAAGCCAACUUUAUCUGGCUAGUUUCUAAAAGAAAAUGGUUCUAACACUAUGGCCUAGCUCCCUAUUCAAACAAAAGCAAAUGUUGAAUAAAUGGAUGGCAGGCUCGGAUGUUAUUAUGCCUAUGGUUGGGUUGGACUGUUGAAUGUAUUUUCCAGUAAGUAAGUGUUUGUACUUUCAUAAUAAAGGAAUUGUGAUAGGAGACUUCAGAUGGGAAUCCUAAAAAUGUUGCAGGUUCAUAUGACUUUGCCGUUCAACAUCUGUCUGCUUUGAGUAGUGAGGUGUGCUUUCCCUGGUGCAAGUGUCAAUGAUCUAUUUUGUGUUUUUAUUGGCUGUUCCCAACCUGUUUUAUGAUCAACUGUUUCCAUAUGGCAUUUGAUGAAUGCACUCAUAGUCACAUCUUUUUGUUUUAAGAAUAUAUUGUUCACUGAAUUGUAAUGAAUGCACUCAUGGCUUCACGAUUA